This is a messenger RNA of Aureobasidium pullulans EXF-150, 1340 nucleotides long. Its product is annotated as P-loop containing nucleoside triphosphate hydrolase protein. Gene Ontology annotation, molecular function: ATP binding; ATP-dependent FeS chaperone activity; 4 iron, 4 sulfur cluster binding. The transcript has a single exon. Gene Ontology annotation, biological process: iron-sulfur cluster assembly. Gene Ontology annotation, cellular component: cytosol. The record is from RefSeq and is a predicted model, not a curated record. Lineage: Eukaryota; Fungi; Ascomycota; Dothideomycetes; Dothideales; Saccotheciaceae. The coding region runs from base 33 to 953 and encodes 306 amino acids.
CAGUCACAGAAGUUCGACAUCCAUUCAGUAGCAUGUCUCUCACCAAUGUCAACGAGAUUAUCCUGGUGCUUUCCGGCAAGGGAGGCGUUGGAAAAUCGAGUGUCACUACACAACUGGCUCUCACCCUAUCAUUGAGAGGACAUUCGGUCGGCAUUCUCGAUAUCGAUCUUACUGGACCUUCCAUGCCGAGAUUUCUGGGAAUCGAAUCAUCCAAAGUCAGACAAGCGCCUGGUGGUUGGCUUCCCGUGCCGGUGCAUGAAAGUCAAGACGCGACAUCAAGUACAGCAGAGGGCAACAAGCCUAUCGGAUCACUUCACUGCAUGUCUCUCGGCUUCCUUCUUGGAAACAGAAACGAUGCAGUGGUCUGGCGUGGCCCGAAGAAAACUGCUAUGGUCCGCCAGUUCUUAUCAGAUGUUCACUGGGGCAAGCUAGACUACCUUUUGAUCGACACACCUCCUGGUACUUCAGACGAACACAUCUCACUUGUAGAGACCCUUCUCAAGACCGCAGCCCCGGGUCAAGUCUCUGGAGCUGUUGUCGUAACCACUCCACAAGCUAUCAGUGUCUCCGAUGUCAGAAAGGAAAUCAACUUCUGCAAGAAGACCGGCAUCAACAUCCUCGGUGUCGUCGAGAAUAUGGCCGGCUUCGUGUGCCCUAACUGCGCGGAAUGCACCAAUGUCUUCUCAAAGGGCGGCGGCGAGGUAAUGGCCAAAGAUUUUAGCGUCCCCUUCCUUGGCAGCGUGCCUAUCGAUCCGGCAUUUAUUGCCCUUAUUGAAGAAGGCAAGAGACCGAUGUACCCGGAAGGCACAGUUGUUGCUGGUCAAGAAAUGCCAGAGCAAGCAAAGGAGCCCGAGGAUAACGCCGGAACGUUGGUCGAGAAAUACCAAAGUUGCUCCCUGUUCACAAUCUUCGACGGCAUCGUCGGUCAGCUCAUCUCCAACACUCAGCCCUGAACUGUCUCGGAUCAAUUUAUGGCUGUUUACAACCAUCCGGCCCGCAAUUCGGAAUCUAGGGUUGGUCAUGCAUAAACCGUAUCCAAACACCGUGGAAUGGAGAGCUUCGGCCGAGCCCUGAAGAAUCUCCCUUGCUUGCUCGGUACGCCCAUACGUUUCAACACGGGUCGGCAUGCCGAAACCAAAUCAUGUGGAGUGGUACUUCGCUGAAAGUUUCCUCAUACGCUAUACGCUCAAUGCUCAUGCAUGCUUUGGUACGCAGGAGGUCAUGCCAGCCAACUGCUAACAGAAAUCGGGUGCGUCAAGUGUCCGUCGGUCUCGAUGCGCUCGUUCCCGUUUGUACUUGCCUCGAUCUGUAUGCACUACUCUCCUAUGGCUCGAUCGACC